Molecule: messenger RNA, 2148 nt
Organism: Seminavis robusta
Lineage: Eukaryota; Bacillariophyta; Bacillariophyceae; Naviculales; Naviculaceae
Source: the annotation of a GenBank genome assembly
AUGUCACCGCCGCAAAGCCCCGACGAAAAGCUCCGCGACCAGGACAUUCAAUCCUUGCUGGAAGCGGGCGUGGGCAUGAUCCAAUUGGAAGACUUGUAUGGCCCCAAAGCGGUUCAUAGAGUAGCAGAGGCGUAUAUUACGAGUAACCUUGACCCCACCGACGACAAGGACGCCAACAAGAAACAUCAAGACCGUCGCUCCAAGUUGGCCACGUUACUCUUUCUACGGGCUCCGUCGUCGUCCCUCCAAUCCAUUACGAAAAGUUCCGAUGUCGUGGACGCGGUCUUUGAAGCACUCGUGGCAGAUCCAGAAGAUCCCCUCUUGAUGGAUCCUCUGUUGCACACGCCUCUGCAUGAUCCCGUCGUACUGAGUUCCGGGAUUAUUGUCGAUCGAUCCACCGCCAUGGAUCCUGUCACGGGAAAACUGCGUCUCCACAAAUGCCCCUAUCGACGCAUUCCAAUCCACUUGCCCGUCUACGAAGUACUGCCACUGCAAGAACGCGUGCGAGAAUGGGAACGGGCUCGAUUAGAACGCUGUGUCUCGGUGGCGGCGACCAUGGUAGCACACAAACAGUUCGAACGGGCCGAAAAGGUAUUUACCAUUUCUCAUGGCUUUUUGCAAGAACAUCAACAUCGACUUGAAAAAAUUGGAAUGCACGCUGACUUGCAGCAAUUGCAGCAGCAACAACAACAAUACCCAACGAGUGCUACCAACAGUGGCGCUCCCAAGCAUCAAGCCAGAGAAAUUCUACUACUGGCCCUCCAGCUGGCCCAACUCGAACGGGAGCUACCCGGAGUCAAGGACGAUGUCCCACGGACGGUCGACAUUCAUCGACGAUUGAUUGCCGUUGCCAAGGCUUGCAGUACCGACAAGGCGGAUUUGGAGACGCUUGUCAUGGCCUGUUUGGAGGAUUGCUGGAAACGAUGUUCCAUUUUGUUGGCAUUUGCCGGAAAGAAUGCAUCCGACAAGGCAUUGGGCAUCCGACAUGCAUUUGCCCCCAUGAUCAAAUACACCACGCUGAUGCAGUUGAGUUUGUUUGACGAAUUGCAAAAGCUAUGCCACUUGGAUCUGACACUGGCCAAGCACGUGGAAGAUGAACCCAGUAUUUGGAACUGCCGGCGAGUCUUAUUAAAGCUGUUGCCCGAAAAGGAACGGGCAGAAUUCUUGCAAACCGAAGGCAUUACCGGAGAGGAAGAAGAUUUGUAUUAUCAUCUCCUCUACGAUGCAUCGUUGUGGAAUCAGGAAAAGUUUACCGAUCCAGCCAUUGGACUGGUUCAUUUUGGCUCCAGUUCGUCCGCGGCAACACGCAACAGCAGCGACGAACACGAUGAUCCCGCGCCGACUGAAACCUCGGGCCUCCUUUGCAAGGUCAAUCUGAAUCCGCACCCCAAGGGCGAUCAUUGGAUUGAAGUGGCCUUUCGACCCGACAAUAUACAAUCUCCAGGACAUUUGAAUUCCAUCUUGUCGCAGCAUGGUGAUGGUACCGGCUGGGAGAUUCGCUGUGCGGUACGUCCCCGAGCUGGAAUCAAUUUUGGAAAAGUCUUUUUGAUGCACAAUCACAAGGUGGAGCGACGAGACUCGGGUGGGAUUCAUGUCGAAGCGCUUUGGACCACUACGAGUAAAAAUAAUGGGAAGACGCAACACAAUGAAUUCACCAACACCAAGGUGCCAUUAGAGAUUGGGACAUGGUACCAUGUCAUCCUGGCUUACUGUCAUGAGCUUGGCACGUUGUCGCUGUAUGUGAAUGGACAAGUGGUGCGUCGUCAAGUUACCGGCGACUUUGUUCCCUCCAAGGGACCCAUGGCGCAGCCGCGAAUGGGACAAAACAUGCAAUGGUUGGAACGACGAUUUCAAGGAUGGGUUGCCUUUGCAGGAGGAGGAUACGAAUUGCCCGUGAAUGGCAAUGAUUUCGACGCGCUGGAUGACUACGUCCAGAAACUCACCAAGGCGCGGUUGUCCAAACUGCCCAAGCAACCAGCCUUGCAUCAUCCCAAGGCGGAAGACGAAGAAGACACUAGUAGUGGUGUUGGAGACUCCAUCAGUUGCAUGGAGAGUAUGAGUAUGAGCAGUGCCAGCGCCUUGGGCUUUGAAGACGAGCACGAGCACGACGAUAGUGCCAGUGAUCACGACGGCCCAGAAGUUGUCUAA